Lactuca sativa (garden lettuce) is the source of this 2331-nucleotide messenger RNA. Its product is annotated as putative sphingolipid transporter spinster homolog 2. NCBI's taxonomy places the organism in Eukaryota, Viridiplantae, Streptophyta, Magnoliopsida, Asterales, Asteraceae. Gene Ontology annotation, cellular component: membrane. Gene Ontology annotation, biological process: transmembrane transport. Gene Ontology annotation, molecular function: transmembrane transporter activity. The record is from RefSeq and is a predicted model, not a curated record.
CAACCGCAAAAUACAUGGAUAGUCCGAGUUACAAAAACAUUUAAGGACCACAUCUACAUAUUAUUAGCCAAACCAUAUGGACCAUUCUUGUAAUUUACCCUUACCAAUAAAAAGCUGUUACACACAUACACAACGCAUAUUCAAAAUAUAUUGAUCAGAUUCGAAGUCUCCCGCCACCUAUCCCCGUCUCGGUCGGCCGUCACAGCCUUCCUGUAAGUUCAGUCGAGCUUUUUUUCUUUAGGCAAAUCCAAGUACUUGCUUUAGCAGCCGCCAAAUUUCCAGUUUUUCUUUUGUAUUAAAUUCAUCAACGUGUGUUUCCUCAAGUCGGAUUGAUGAUUAUUAAUUUCGGGUCUCUACCUUAAUUACCGAAACGAAGACUUUUAUUCGGGCUUCCUAUGGUGGGAAAAAAGGGUUUCGCAGAAAUUAUCGUUAGGUUUUGGAUAUAGAUGUGAUGUGGAGAAGGAAUCAUACAUAGAAUCAGAAGAAAAACUUACAUUUCCAUCAUACUGUAUCUAUGCACUUAUAAAAAAAAAAAAAAAAAAAAAAGUAAUCGUACAUGAAGGAAGGUUUAACACGGGACUUGAAGAUCAAGAAAUUUCAAGCCCUUUUCUCACACUGAGACAGAGACGAAGGAAAAAAUGGCAAUAGAUCCAAUUUCAGUAUCUGAUCCUGCUCCUUCUUGGUUCACUCCCAAAUGGUUGCUUGUGUUUUUCUGUUUGAUCAACAUGAUUAAUUAUAUAGAUCGAGGAGCAAUUUCCACUAAUGGUGUAAAUGGGAGCCCUAGAAGUUGUACAGAGAGUAAUGUGUGUUCAGAUGGUAGUGGAAUUCAGGGUGAAUUUGACCUAAGCAAUUUUAAAGAUGGUAUUCUAUCUUCUGCUUUCCUGGUUGGACUUCUUAUUGCAUCUCCAAUAUUUGCAUCCUUGGCCCAGAGUAUUAAUCCUUUUAGACUUAUUGGAGUUGGAUUGUCGGUGUGGACACUUGCUGUAGUUGGUUGUGGGUUUUCGGUUGAUUUUUGGUCAAUCACUAUCUGUCGAAUGUUGGUUGGUGUUGGUGAAGCUUCUUUUAUAGGUCUUGCAGCUCCAUUCAUUGAUGAAAAUGCUCCAGUAGCUCAGAGAACUGCAUGGCUGGGAAUAUUCUGUAUGUGCCUACCUAUUGGAAUUGCUGUUGGUGAUGUCUAUGGUGGAUUGGUUGGAGAUGGUUUAGGUUGGCGAUAUGCAUUUUUCGGUGAAGCAAUUCUUAUGCUUCCAUUUGCUAUUUUGGGUUUUGUAAUGAAACCUUUGCAAAUGAAAGGCAUGUCUAAUAACAUCAUCCCAGGAUUCUUAAAUGAAGAGCUCUCAAAGAAAGAUUUUUCCAGCUAUGUUUCAUUUACUUCAAAUCUAUUAUCAAGAUUUGGGCAAGAUAUGAAGGCUCUUUUGAGUGAGAAAGUAUAUGUUGUAAAUGUUCUAGGUUACAUAUCGUAUAAUUUCGUCAUUGGUGCAUAUCAAUACUGGAGCCCAAAAGUUAUUUACGGCAUAUAUGAAACGGAGAAUGCUGAUUUAUUAUUUGGAGGAGUCAUAAUUGUUGGUGGAAUUGUGGGGACAAUAGGAGGAAGUGUUCUUUUGGAUCGCAUGAAUUCCACAAUCCCCAAUGCUUUUAAGUUACUUUCUACAGCAGCAUUUUUUGGAGCAAUAUUCUGCUUUAGUGCCUUUUGUUUUAGCAGCCUAUACGUUUUCUUGGCUCUCUUUUUAAUUGGGGUGAUUCUUAUUUUUGCCAUCCAGGGUCCUGUGAAUUUUGUAUGUCUCCAUGCUGUUAAACCAAGUUUACGACCAUUGGCAAUGGCAAUUUCUAGUGUGUCAAUUCGCAUCUUUGGUGACGUGCCCUCCCCGCCACUUUUCGGAAUCCUACAGGACAAAGUUGAUAAUUGGAGAACAUCUGUUUGGAUCUUAAAUUCAAUAUUGUUUUUGGCAGCCGGAAUAUGGUUUAUAGGUAUCUUUCUUCCUAGUGUGGAUAGAUAUGAAGAAGAUAGUGAGCAUUUGGGGACACGUGUUGAGCAGCCAGAUGUGACACCGUUUCUUGAAUCUAAGAUGGCUGAUGGAGAUACUACUUCCGCUGUUUAUAAAGGAAAAGGAAAAACGAAAAGAUUGUUGUAGUUGACAUAUGGUAUAGUAUACUCAUAGUUGUGGUAUACUCAUAGUGUGAUUUACAACUUUGUGUAUUGUAAAAUAUAUAUUUUUUUCUCUGUUUUUUUAUACCAAUAAAAACAAAUAGUAACUUAGUCAUAGACUAAGUAAAUAUGUAUUUAAGAUAUUUAAAAGAUUGACUAAUAUUUAUAGCUCUAAUAAAAUGUGGCUA